Lithohypha guttulata is the source of this 1557-nucleotide messenger RNA. RefSeq lists its product as uncharacterized. Gene Ontology annotation, molecular function: transmembrane transporter activity. Bases 1 to 1557 code for a protein of 518 amino acids. Gene Ontology annotation, cellular component: membrane. The record is from RefSeq and is a predicted model, not a curated record. Gene Ontology annotation, biological process: transmembrane transport. Lineage: Eukaryota; Fungi; Ascomycota; Eurotiomycetes; Chaetothyriales; Trichomeriaceae. The transcript is spliced from 10 exons.
AUGGACAAACAAACUAGGCUCGUGGACGAGAGACGAGCGUCAAUCCAAGACCACGAGAUUCUUGGUGACAAGUUUAAUACUUCACAUGAAGAGGCAACACAUCUCGGCGAGCUGACACCGGAGGAGCUUGUGCUUGAAAAGCAGCUGAGGAGGAAGAUUGACCUUGCGAUUAUGCCUAUGGUGGUGUUGGUCUACUUGAUGAACUACAUCGACAGAAACAACUAUGCUGCAGCCCGUCUACAAGGUCUCGAGGAAGACCUUAACCUGACACCGCAACAAUACCAGACAGGUCUCAGUAUCUUGUUCGUCGGCUACAUUAUCAUGCAAGUUCCAUCGAAUCUGGUCCUCAAUUAUAUUGGAAAACCCAGCUGGUAUCUUGGCUUCUUUACAAUUGCAUGGGGUUCUGUGUCAGCACUUACCUGUCUUGUUACCAAUUUCAGCCAGAUCGUUGCUUGCCGUUUCAUCCUGGGCAUGGUCGAAGCACCCUUCUUCCCUGGUGUGCUCUUCUACCUUUCAAAAUGGUAUACGAAGAAGGAAUUGAACCUUCGAAUGUCCAUUUUCUAUUCAGGCUCGCUUAUUUCAGGUGCCUUCGGUAGCUUGAUUGCCGCCGGUAUCUUGAACGGGCUUGGCCACAGGCACGGUUUGUCUCCAUGGCAAUGGUUGUACAUCAUCGAGGGUGCCAUCACGGUUUUCGUUGGCAUACUCGUUUGCUUCAUUCUACCAGAUUUCCCUCAGACAUGGAAAGGACUGACUCCCGAGUUAAGAGCAGUCGCAAAUCGACGUCUUGCUAUCGAAGCAGCCGAAGCUGAUGUAGAUGAAGCAGGUGGCAUGUCCCAACUCAAAGGCUUUAAGUUGGCCAUGAAGGAUCCAAACACUCAUCUCCUUGCCGUCGCUUACUUGUGCACGACUGGCGCAGCAGGCUUCCAGAAUUUCUUCCCUACCCUAACAGCUACGCUUGGCUAUACUCGAACCGUCUCACUCCUACUCUGCGCUCCACCAUACAUCUUCGUUACCUUCUGGGCGCUGGCCCAUUCAUGGUUCUCUGACCGUGUCGGCAACCGUUUCUGGUUCUUCAUCUACCCAAUUCCUGUGGUUUGUAUCGGCAUGGCUGUCUUUAUGGGUACCGACAACUUCGGCGCGAAGUACUUUUCACUGUUCUUGAUGGUGAUCAUCUUCAGCAUGAACGGGACUACGUACGCUUGGAUUGCGAACGCUAUUCCUCGUCCUCCCGCCAAGAGAGCUGCAGCGUUCGCAUUUAUCAACUCCAUCGGAAAUUCUGCUUCCAUCUGGACACCUUUCACAUAUCGUGCUGUUGACAGACCACAUUACAGACUGGCUCUUGGCAUCAACAUCGGUCUGAUGAUUGUUGCCACUAUAUGUGGUGUGACAUUGAGGUUUAUUCUUACCAACCGCAACAAGAGACUGGAAAGGCUAGAAAAUGAGGACGUUGCAUUGAGCGAAAAGGAUCUCGCGAAACUACGGAAAACCGCCGAAGUGGAAGGCAUAGAUAUUGCAACUGCUAGACGAAUGCAGAAGGGGUACCGAUACAUGAUCUAG